Molecule: messenger RNA, 426 nt
Organism: Scutellospora calospora
Lineage: Eukaryota; Fungi; Glomeromycota; Glomeromycetes; Diversisporales; Gigasporaceae
Source: the annotation of a GenBank genome assembly
GAAAUUACAAAUUCCACAAGUUCUAUGAGCUUAGAGCAAAAAAAGCAGUUGCUGUUGGAAAUACGCCAAAAGAAAAUGUUGCUACGUAACUUUCUUCAAAAUGAAGGGAAUUUAGAUCUAGGAAAAAUAACCAAACAAAAUACUGACCGUAAUAAAGAAUAUAGAUGUGAAUUUGAUGUAGUAGUUGUACGUAAAAAUAUUCCCAAGCCACCGAGCCCUUCCACGAAACUUCAAAAACAAAAAAAAAAGGCAAACGCGACUGAAUCACGAAAAAAAGUUAACUCAAACAUACCGGUGUUAAAACAACGUAGUGGAAAAGAAAUAGCCAACAUAAAUUUGGAGAAAAAAGAUGAAAAUUCCGUGGAAAAAUGUGUCCGAUGGGUGUUAAUAUUUUCUAGGGGUGACGCAACUCGCAAAACACCUUAA